AGGGUUUUGUAUUUCAAUAAGCGCAGGCUGGAAGUGGGUUGGGAUGACUCAAAUCCGAAAAAUGUCGUCACACACUUAAUCCCCGUAAGAUGUGAAACUGUAUCGUGGUAAGAGAUUUUAGAAGCCAAAGCUCGCGAAUAGACGUGCAUUUGACGCUAUUCAACGAUUUCCCGAGCUGAGAAAACUCCUCACACUUUUAGAAACGGUAUCUAUUUUUUCUAUUUAUUCAAGCUUUCAGGAGGGCUAUACUGUCGAAGAGCCCAAAACAGAAGCAUACAUAAAGUCCGCUUUGGAAGAAUGCGUUUCGAAAAUGAAUUUUCUGGUACAGAGUUGGCACUACACUAACCACUUUAGACUUAUCAAGAUUUAUGGCACAGUCUUGGAUUGUUUACAAAGCCAGUAGUGCGCCUUCUUGUGAUUACCUAUUUUAUUAGUUCAGAAAUGUCACACCUUUCAUAAACGCUGACAGAAAUUCUUUGUUGGAAAUGGGAGACACUUUUCCGAGAGCAAUUACCCCGGUAAUCAGCAAGUCAAGUGCGGAAAGGAUAAUUAAUUACGCUUCGAAGAUGAUCGCGAAUUUAUUACGAUUGACGAAAACCGCAUACAUACAACAGAACGAACGUAAAUCACUUGGUCGCCACCUCAGUAGGCCCACAGAUCAGAAAUCACUGAAGCAGAAAAAGCGCCUGAAUGUGCCAUCUAACAAAAGCUCAAUUACGCAGCCUUUAUCUACAUACGGGACAGCUGCCGUCAACACUCCCGUUUUCAAACUAGAACAUGUGUUUUCAACGGAUAGAUCUGACGAAGAUAAGCUGUCGAAAGGCCAGGUAAUGGAAACCUACAACCUAAAACAAAAAGCGGAUGCCAAAACCCCCAGGUGUACUCUGUUCACUCGAAUAAGUACAGACACUAGCUCUGAUUUCUCCGGUGCGGUUGAAAAAUGCAAAGUGGAGACUUCAAAAACCUACUUGGGACGACCAGCUCGUAAGAUCUCUACCUCAGCACAGUCUGAAGGAGGCAGCGAUGUUGACGAGAGGAAGCCCGCUAAUGUACUGAGAGAUUUGCACUCGAAAUCCGCUGUUAAACGAAACUUGAGAAAUUUAUUACCCCAAACGUCCUCUUCUUCAACUAAAGCUGACUCAAACUGUUGGGUACACAGGUCUGAUACACAGGACAAACAACUUCGGCUUACGGCGAAAUCCACAGGAACCAAUCAUUUAGAUCCACCCAUCACCGCUGAACCUACAGCUUGCACCUCCAAACACGCUGAUGUUAUGUCGAGCAAAGAAAUAAUCCAACAGGCACGCAAAUAUGGAACACCAAACUUUGUUGCGCGAAUGCGAAAUGAACUACGGCGUGCACAAACCACUUCUGAGCCUCUUCAAGGAUACUGGAUACCACGGAGACACCUUUAUUCGUUCAACCUGUUAAAAACAAACCAGGAAACCCUGAAGAACGGUGCUCGCCGCCUUAGGAGCGUUCCCGUUAGGGUGGUUCCCUUACAAGAUGCUGAUUCGCUCAAAAGGUAUCGUGAACCUUCCACAGGCCUAAUCAAGCCUGCCGAAGUACCAUCUUCGUGUGCUGGUGAGUAUGCUCUUGAGAAAUUGGAUUUGGUAACCUCCAAAAUAUCGAAUGCUGAUACAUCGAAUUCAGUACAUGGGUGUACAAGUCCACUAAAUUCAGCCACGGCUCCGACAGACGAAGGUUUCGCAACGUCUGAACAAGUGGCUGGUGAUAAAAACGACCAUCCUUUGAAGACGUCACCAAAAAGGAAACGCUCUACGGUUUCGAGGCAGGUAGUACAUCCCGUAAAAAAGACUGGUGAUCGCGUUAACUCAGAACAGUUGAAGAAGUUAGCACUAGUCACCGCAAACGCGUUAACAGAGGCCCUAGGAAUACCCUCAAAUGAGUUAAAGACUCAGAUUGUCCAAGGCUCUGGGGAGGCCGUGGUCGAUUUUAAGCCGAAGGCCUCCAAAGCGUCCCGCAAAAUGAAUAGAGUCAGUGAGGAAGUAAAGGCUGCAAAAGAUGUCAAAAUCAGUGAUGCAUCUACCACUAGUUCAGCCGACAAUGUGGUUUAUCGUGUACGUGUUGAGUCUGUUCGUCACUACCGGUUGCAACAGGCAGACUGCUAUCGAGACUUCUACGCACCCAGUACCACCCACCUACCUAACCCCACGCCGCCGAUGAGUAUCGUUCUUCGCGGAAUGAACUGCUCGUCACCAAGCUUGGAACUUGUCAGCGCAGAACUGGCCCGCCUAGGGGAGGUCGCCGGUCAUACUGUCAUACUCCGCGAUCCGGAAAUGCUGGGGCGACGUAGUGCAGGGGCGAAACAUGUCUUUGGCGAUGUCCCAGUUCGAAGACCGCUUUCACCGAGUUUCAUGGCCACAAUAACCAACGAAGGAUGUCCUCAAGUCGACUAUUUUGCUAUUGUGUGCAGUUCACUGGGAAAAGUUAUUGGAGUCGACAUUAGGCCAGUUCCUAACGGUGUAAAAAAUAGCAGGUAUGAGUGGUUCAUCAAAAAGAUAACAAUUGAUGAGUUAGAGCGGCAAAAGAAAUACCAUUUUUCGUGUGACCGAUGGCUAACUUUAGAGGCUAAAAACAUUCCGUGCAAACGCAUCCGUACAUCGCCGAAGGUCAAAAUGAUGACGAAAUGUGCUACAGUCCCAAUGCCACAAAACACUUUAUCUCACUGUUCCGUGCCUCAGUCAGAUGUUACCCAACUACUUUCCGAAAGUCACGCGGCUGGAGUGAGUAAAACUUGCUUGUUAAAGCAGGCUCCAGACUUCCUCCCGGAAGUUGUCGAUCGUGGACCCAAAGUUCUAGAUCCUGGCGCAACGUGUAUGGCAGGAAGUAAUGGAACCGCCUGCGCCUUGCGUAGCGCUGUCGAAUCCGUCCUGUUUCAGUUACCAAAGAUACACACGCUACUAGGCUUCGUUUCUACUUCACAAGGACUUCGGACAGAUGAGCUUAGUUUGUCUGAAGAAGCCGGACAACUCCUACCGUUUCCCGUUGGACAAGUGCUUGCUUUGGCAGAAGCGGAGACAUGGGCAUUAUAUAUAGCUGAAUGGUAUUCGGCUAUCGGAAUAAGCAACCAGCUGUUCGUCAACCAAACCUAUUUCCCGGAUUAUCACCGCUUGCAACCGGUUCACGAAAGCGUUACUGACCUUUCAACUCACUCCACGAUUGUAUACAUUGUUAUGAAGAUGCCUCCUGCUACGCGUGCAUUGUUUGUGGAUGAUGUGAAAUCUUGUCCCAACUUUCUAAGAGUUAUUUGUGGCCAUGUCAUAAAUUUUUUCAAUGACUGCGAUUCGAGAGCCACCCAAAUUGGCAAAAUUGACGAACUACCUAUCCCGGAUUUGGUCACCGCUAUCGAAACUUGUAGUCCUUUGCCCGUGUUCCGCAUAAAUUUCGCAACCAAAUGUCACACGAAUAUCCCAAGAAUUGCAUCCAUCCAACCAUAUUCGCCGGAAUAUCUGGAUGAGCCUUCAGAUGACGAACGGUACACCUAUCCCACUACUGUAAUUAGUGGACGCAACAGUGAGAUGGAACGUACGGCUUCGACUGAAGAUAGUCAACCAGUUGAACUAUGUGGCCUUCGGAACAGAUCGAUGCUCGAUACAGAGGAUAUAAUUACGCCUCCUGAAAAUGGAAAGUUGGUGGUUCAGGCCGAUCUCAAUUCAUGGAGUUCAACCAAUGAGCCUCAACAGGAGCUAAAACUGUUGGAACCUUUGGAUCCAGCGACUGUAGACACCAAAGAUACAACAGAAAACCGAGGACCGUUACAGCUAGCAGAUGUCUAUUUUGACCCGUACUACUCAGCAACAGUGACUGCUACCGAUGAACAGUCUGCGCGCAACGCAACGCAGGACAGCCAGUACUCGAAUAUUUCGCUACCCUUUCUAAAUGAUGCGGCGUUGGAAGAGCGUUUGAGACAGAUUGCGGGUUUGAGUACACGCAAACCUGCCCACUCAUCGCGUAACGGGACUGAUGGCCAGACGCCAGAGUAUUAUUUAUCAAGCGAAAUACAGACACCCAUCCAGGAACUGGAUCCCACUGACAAAUUUGAAUUAAGACACGUAAGUGGACUAGGAGACCAAACCAACGAAAACAAUGAAACUUCAUGGUUAUGGCAAAUUCAACCUGUUACGUGGACCGACAACCUUGAAGCUCUGAGAUCACAGCAUUGGGAAGCACUUGUUGAGCUUUCUAGAUCACCCUUCCUGGAAUGGGAUAGCGAACUGAGUCUUAUAGUGAAUCAACCGACAGACAAACCGUUGGGUUCAACUCUUCUGUCGACAAAUUACGUCAGAUUCAGGUGCAACACGGUGCAUUCGUCCUCCUCACUCACCGAUACAGACGUCGAUCUCCGUUGGUCGUCUAUUGUAGAACAUCAAAUCCAUCGCUGUCUGAAGCACACAGCAACUAUUCAGCCUCGGUGAAUGCAAAAUAGCUUGCCUUGGUUCGGUCAGCAACACUAGUUAAAGAUUACUUUUGCUGUAUACUCCCUAUGACUGUUAGGGCAACAUUACCACCACGACAGCUCUCACUGCUCACAUACACCACGCCCUAUGCUUUUGCCAAACGUGUGGUAAAUGAAUAAACAUUUGAUAACCACUCUGUUGUGACUUUGCC
Messenger RNA from Opisthorchis viverrini, 4632 nucleotides. RefSeq lists its product as hypothetical. Gene Ontology annotation, molecular function: protein binding. The transcript has 10 exons. NCBI's taxonomy places the organism in Eukaryota, Metazoa, Platyhelminthes, Trematoda, Opisthorchiida, Opisthorchiidae. The record is from RefSeq and is a predicted model, not a curated record. Bases 486 to 4439 code for a protein of 1317 amino acids.